Molecule: messenger RNA, 7304 nt
Organism: Melanotaenia boesemani (Boeseman's rainbowfish)
Lineage: Eukaryota; Metazoa; Chordata; Actinopteri; Atheriniformes; Melanotaeniidae
Product: polypeptide N-acetylgalactosaminyltransferase 10-like
Exons: 12
Coding region: 129-1946 (605 amino acids)
Cellular component (GO): Golgi apparatus
Source: RefSeq, a predicted model, not a curated record
GCCGCGGAGCAACAUAGCGCCGGUGUCUGUCCCCACAGUCGGAGUGAAAGUUGUCUCGGCUCGGGGAAGCGGGCUCUCGGACUCGCUGGUUCGUACCGCCGCUGCCUCGGUUGCUUUCUCCCGGAGAGAUGAGGCGGAAAGAGAAGCGACUGCUGCAGUUCGCCGGGCUGCUCAUCGCGGCUCUGCUGUUCUUACCAAACGUCGGGCUGUGGUCUUUGUACAGGGACCGGGUCUUCGACAACUCGCCCGACACAGUGGACGGUCCGGGUGGAAUACCUCCGGUUCAGGGAGUGAACCGGAUGGGGAAGGACCCUCAGGUGGGAUGGGACGGGGUGAGGAGGAAAGACUGGCAUGACUACGAAGCCAUCAGAAGAGACUCAUCUCGAUCUGGUAAUGGUGAGCAGGGGAAGGCGUUUCCUCUGACGGAUGCUGACAGAGUGGACCAGGCCUACAGGGAGAAUGGCUUCAACAUCUACGUCAGCGACAGGAUCUCCCUGAACCGCUCCGUCCCUGACAUCCGCCAUCCAAACUGUAAACAGAAGCUGUACUCGGAGAAGCUUCCCAACACCAGCAUCAUCAUCCCGUUCCACAACGAGGGCUGGUCGUCUCUGCUGAGGACCGUCCACAGCAUCCUCAACCGCUCUCCUCCCCAGCUCAUCGCAGAGGUGAUCCUGGUCGACGACUUCAGCGACAAAGAGCACCUAAAGGGGGCACUAGAAGAGUACAUGGUACGGCUGCCAAAGGUCCGCAUCCUGAGAACCAAGAAAAGGGAAGGUCUGAUCCGGACUCGUCUGCUCGGAGCUGGUGCUGCUAGGGGAGAGGUCAUCACCUUCCUGGACUCUCACUGUGAGGCCAACGUCAACUGGUUGCCUCCGUUACUGGACCGAAUCGCCCAGAACAGGAAGACCAUUGUCUGCCCCAUGAUUGAUGUCAUCGACCACGACAACUUUGGCUAUGAGACGCAGGCGGGUGACGCUAUGCGGGGGGCGUUUGACUGGGAGAUGUACUACAAACGGAUCCCCAUCCCUGCAGAGCUGCAGAAGGAAGACCCCAGUGAACCCUUUGAGUCCCCGGUGAUGGCAGGAGGACUGUUUGCUGUGGACAGGAAGUGGUUCUGGGAGUUGGGAGGAUAUGACACGGGUCUGGAGAUCUGGGGAGGUGAACAGUACGAGAUCUCAUUCAAGGUGUGGAUGUGUGGAGGUCGGAUGGAGGAUAUCCCCUGUUCCCGGGUAGGACACAUCUAUAGGAAGUACGUCCCUUACAAAGUUCCCGGGGGUGUCAGCUUGGCCAGGAACCUGAAGCGAGUCGCGGAGGUUUGGAUGGACGAGUACGCAGAGUACAUCUACCAGCGCCGGCCCGAGUACCGCCACCUGUCAGCGGGAGACAUGACGGUGCAGAAGGAGCUGAGAAACCGACUCAACUGCAAGAGCUUCAAGUGGUUCAUGAGUGAGGUGGCGUGGGAUCUGCCCAAACAUUACCCACCUGUGGAGCCCCCUGCUGCUGCGUGGGGAGAGAUCCGGAACGUCGGUAACAGUUUGUGUAUGGAGAGCAAACACUUUGUGUCUGGGAGUCCCAUCCGCCUGGAGAGCUGCAUAAAGGGGCGGAGCGACGUGAGCUGGAGCCACGGACAGGUUUUCACCUUCGGCUGGAGGGAGGACAUCCGGGUGGGGGACCCUAUGCACUCUAAAAAAGUUUGUUUCGAUGCCAUUUCCCACAACAGCCCUGUUACACUGUACGACUGUCACGGGAUGAAGGGCAACCAGCUGUGGCGCUACAGGAAGGACAGAAGUCUGUAUCACCCCAUCAGUAACAGCUGCAUCGACAGCAACGCGAAUGAGCGCCGGGUCUUCAUGAACACCUGCGACCCCUCCUCCCCCAGCCAGCAGUGGCUGUUUGAGAGGACCAACUCCACCGUCUUGGAGCACUUUAACCGCGGCACUAACUGAGGCCCUGGCGUUCUCGGAGUCUGGACCCCUGCAGCCGUGGAGCUGCUGCUGCUGGUGGGGAUUGUGGUGAUGGGGUUGGGUGUUCCCGCUAACCUGCUGCUGACGUGACAGCCAUUUCUCUUCAGGAUGCUCAGAACGAUGCAGGAUGGGGAAGAAAGACGGAGCUGAUCUCUGACUGAUGGGUCUGCCUCACAGUGAUUAUCCAACAUCGCUCCCCCUUCCUUUAUUCCAUCUGUUCUGUUCCACCUCUUUUAUUCUCCAUCUCUCUCCACCACCUGCUUCCUUCUGCACGUCCAUCUCCAUCUGCCUGCAUGGCUGCAUCUCUGUCCUUCCUCUCCAUUCUUUCCCCUUUGAAUCCCCCGUGUCUCUUCAGCCCUGACAACCUCCCUGGGGAGUGAUGGAGGAGGGUGGGGCUCCUGCUGAGCCAAAGUGGUUGUGACAUACAGUGAAUCCAGGCAGAACCACUCUGAGAUUCACCUGCUGAAACCCUCGUCUGGAUGUAGCUACGGGGAGGUAAUAGAAAGAGAGGAGACCACGUCCUCCUCUUCCUCCUCUCUGUAUUUACGUCUCAGAUUUGUCACUGUGCUGACUUCGUCUUCUGUCCCUCAACGCCGUCUGAUCCCAGAUCUCUGCCCUCAUGGUGCAGUCAGACCACAUUUUAUCACAUGAGAAAGGUUUAACCUCAUCCUGAUGAGACUUAUGUUUUGUCCUUCCUUUCUGAAAUGACAAACCCAAAAUAAAUUAAGUUUAUCUUCACAACUAAAGGGCCUGUAUGCAUAAUUUUGGUCUCUAAAUAAUCCUGAGACGUGAGAUUACUGCAGAAGAGGAGAAAUUAGCAGAAGCUCUAAUGUGGACAGUGCUGGUAUCAUGUUUUUGUUACAUUCCUAUAUAAUUGCUUGGGGGUGAAACUGUGUUUGGUGUACAAAGAUCUUCUGUAGUGCACAUAUUUGUACGGGGGGCACUACAUAUGUAGCCAAGAAGAGGUUAAACUUAGGUCUGGCUGCAGCAUCAGGGCCUGUCAGGCUGUGAUGGUGGUAUUGUCGGCUGAGCGUCGGUUCGCAGCGCCACCAACAGACCCCUGCCUGGCCAAGCAGCAGGCAGUCGGCUGAUUGGCCGGCAGCCAAGCUGACGCACCACUUCAGUGUAUGUAGGAGCAGAGACGGAUGGCGGAAUGACUCUGGAGAAGCUGGCCGAGGUAGUUGUUGGAUGAAGACGAAUGUCAGCGUUUAAAAUGCAUAAAGCACUUAGAGAAGGAUAAACUUGAAAGAAAUCUUAGUGCCUUGUCGAAGGAGGACUUCAUGUGUGGGUCAACAGCAAAGAAAGGAGCAGUUCACAGUAGAAAGUCAGUGAACGCACCGCCUGGACCUGCUGGCUGUGAGCUACAGACUUCUCCCCACCAGAGCUGCUGAGAGGCUACAGCAGCCUGAUGGACCGCUUGUCUCUGAAUCAAGACAUGCUAUUGUUUUUUCCUCAUGAAAAUGUUGUGUUUGACGUCACUUUAUAAAUCCUUUAACUUCAGGUUUUUUUCUGUUUUUAAUCAAGUGUUCUCCAUAGUUCCCUCAUAGUUUAUUUUGUUUUGUGCUUUAGCUGAUGGCUUUUAUUGUUGUUGUUGUUUUCACCUUGUUCCCGGAUGUUGUGGUGGAUCACUCCUUCCCUGAUCGAGUUUUUGUAAACAAAAAAAAAUGUACAGUUUGUGUUUUCUGAGUCAGUAGAUGUGGAUCCAGUCUUAUCUUCUUCCACCAUCAUCCUUUUUUACGUUGACCAACUUUAUGUGGAAGUUUUCCAGAUAUGCAUCACAAAGACAGAAGAGGAGGAAAGCUGAGACUAGAUGGCGCUAGAAUAAUAGAAGAAAACUGACUUUGCACUAUUUUUUCUGGAAUUUUUAAGAUAUAUACAGUACACACACACACACACACACACACACACACACACACACACAUAUAUAUAUAUAUAUAUAGUUCUGUGUAAGAAUGCUGUAAACAAAAAUCAAUGUGGAAAAAUGGAAGUGAUAAUAGUUUAUUUUCAUCACUUAACACAAUGCAGUGAAUGAACAGAAGAGAAAUCUAAAUUAAAUCAAUAUUUGAUGUGACCACCCUUUGCCUUCAAGACCGCAUCAGUUCUUCUAGGUACGCUUGCACACAGGUUUUGAAGGAAAUCAGCUUAUAGAUGUUUUCAAACGUCUCACCACAGAUCUUCUGUGGAUGUAGACUUCUUCAAAUCCUUCUGUCUCUUCAUGUAAUUCCAGACAUCUUUUCUGAACAGGGCUCUGUGGAGGCCAUGCCUUCCCUUCCAGGACUUCUUCUUCUUCUUUACACUGAAUAUGGCUCUCGAUGACCUUGGCUGUAUGUUUAGGGUCAUUGUCCUGCUGCAGAAAAAAAAUUGGGGCCAAUUUUCCCUGGUGGUAUUGUAUGAUGGAUAAGUAUCUGCCUGUAUUUCUCAGCAUUGAGGACACCAUUAAUCCUGACCAAAUCUCCAACUCCAUUUACAAAAAUCCAGCCCAAAACUUGCAAGGAACCCCCACCAUGCUUCAUUUUUGCAUGCAGACAUUAUUGUACCACUCUCCAGCGUUUUGCGAACAAACUGCCUUCUGCUACAGCCAGAUAUUUUAAAUUGUGAUUCAUCAGUCUAGAGCACCUGCUGCCAUUUUCCUGCACCCUGAUUGCUAUGUUUUUCUCCAUAGUUGAGUCAUUUGGCCUUGUUUCCAUGUCGGAGGUAUGGCUUUUUGGCUGCAACUCUUCCAUGGAGACCACCUCUGGCCAGACUACUCCAGGCGUUUCUUCUAGUUCUGAGCUGAUGUCAUUACUGGACAUCUUCUGGUUUCAAAGGUAAAUAAGCUUGAUGUGCUCAGUUUUCUUGGCCAACCACCGACUAUAACACAAAAUUCCUGACUUUUUAUAAGUGUACCUAUAAGAAUUGAUGCUGAUUUGAAGACAAAGGGAAGAAACACCAAAUAUUGAUGUGAUCUAGAUUUUUCUUUCGUUUGCUCACUUUGCUUUAAAUUGACAACAUGAAACGAUCAUUAUUUAUAUUUUUGAAAAACAUUCUUAGUUUAGUUUUUGCAUUUUUGCAUUUUUAUAUAUAUAUAUGUGUACACACACACACACACACACACACACAUAUAUAUAUAUAUAUAUAUAUGUGUGCGUGUGUGUGAGUUGAAUGUCAAACCUGAGACCUGGUUUCUGUGUUUUAAGCUGAGUUAAAAACAGUCUUUAAAGUGUCACAUUUGCAACCACCAUUCUCCUGAUUUCCAACAGGAGAGUAUAUAUUACUGUGUAACCGUAACUUUUUCUGAACUUAUCCAAGUACUUCUAAUGUGCAGCAAAUUGGUCAUACAGCAAGGGAAACUAAAGGAAAAUCAAAAAGAGCAUAAAGGAGGUGAGAAACGGGUGUCCCCACCCACCCUCCACUUUGACAUUGUUACAUGUCAUACAUAAAGAUAAACCAACUGUUUCCUGCUCUUACUGCAGGUAACAGGUAGACAUGUUGAAAGCUGGGUAAGAAACCUGGGUAUGUCUAUAGAGACACACUCAUUUAAAAACAAUGCAGUUAUUGAGAGGUAAUACAAUUUUGAGUUAUUUGGCAUUUAAAUAUUCAUGACUUUAUUUACUUUUAUUUUGAACUGUAGACAUAAAACAGUUUUUUCUUAAGCAACAGGCGAGACAGUAAAUCUGCAGCUAACAGAAGCCACGUGAAAGCAACUGAGGAAGUUUUAACAGCUUAAGAAAAAACAAACUAAAUGUUGGAUAAGAAGAGAAAAGAAUAUUUAAAAGACUCAAUAAAUGCAUCUUGAAGUAACAGUUGACGGGUAAACCUGAAAUGAACUAAUCAGCCCUAAUCUACUCGACAUAUUUGGUUUUUGACAAUAUGACCACCUCCUUAAAUUCUGUCAGUCAUUGUGAUGAUAACGAUGAAGAGUUCUAUGGGACCAGAUCCAGAGGAUUUUGAGGAUAUUAGAUGAGAUGCUGAUAAACCUCAGUCUGAACUCUCUGAGCAAAAUGUUCUCGUCUGUCCCCCCUGAAGUUGAAUAAGUUUACAAAAGUAUAUAUUUGUUUUGUUUGUUUUUCUGUGCACAUGUAUAUUAUGGUUUUGUCACAUAUGACUGUAACUCGGGUCGAUUUAAAUCUUUAUGAUGAUCGUUUUAUUCCACUUUUUAUGCACUGUAAUUGAGGAAAUUCAACAUAUUUACACUGCCACAGCAAUUCUUUUCUGAGAACAUAAAAAAAAACUGUUAAAGAAAACAAAUAGUCCAUAAAAAAAACCACUUUCCUACCGUCAAAGGGCUUCUAUUAGCUAGUUGAAGACCUACUUUUGCUCAUUGAAGAGCCCUGUUGGCUUAACAAAUGCUUCAGUCAGUUAGUCAAAGGCCGCUGUCUGCUCGUUCAAGGCCUCCGUUGUCUCAUCGAAGGAGUUCGUUGGCUCAUUGACGGCCUCUGUCGGCUAGUCGAAGGCUUCCGUCGGCUAGUCGAAGGACUCCCCACUCAUUGAAGGGCUCCAUCGACUUGUCGAAAGAGUCCAUCAGCUAGCCGAAGGCUUCCGUCGCCUCGUCGAAGGACUCCCCACUCAUUGAAGGGCUCCAUCGACUUGUCGAAAGAGUCCAUCAGCUAGCCGAAGGCUUCCGUCGCCUCGUCGAAGGACUCAGUCAUCAAAUGUCUCCAUCGCCUCUUCGAAGGGCUCCAUCGACUUGUCGAAAGACUCCAUCGGCUAGCCGAAGGCUUCCGUCGGCAAGUCGAAGGACUCAGUCAUCAAAUGCCUCCAUCGCCUCUUCGAAGGGCUCCAUCGACUUGUCGAAAGACUCCAUCGGCUAGCUGAAGGCUUUCGUCGCCUUGUGGAAGGACUCCAUCGGCUUGUCCAAGGCCUCCAUUGGCUCAUCGAAGGACUCCAUCGGCUAGUUGAAGGCCUCUGCCGGCUAUUCGAUGGACUCGCUCAGCUAGUCGAUGGACUCAGAGUUGUCCAAGGCGUCCAUUCCAUUGUCCAAGGCGUCCUUCGUCUCUUCCAAGGCCUCCGUCAGCUAGUUGACAGACUCCGUCGACCUAAUAAAGACUUGUGUGGAUUUAUUGAGAGCCUCUGUCGGUUCAUUGAUUGCCUUCAUUGGCUCAGCUACAGUUUUAUUGGUUAGUCAAAGGCCCCUAUUUGCUCAUCGAAGGCCUCUGUUGGUUUGUCACACUGUACUUUUUAGGUGUGUGCAUCUUGAUGUGUGGGGAGUGUACAUUUUGUAUCUAAAGAAUAUCCAAUAUUUUUUUCUACUGACAUUGCAGCUGUAAAAGUGUAUUUAGGUAUUUAACAAACUGUACAAUUAAAAUGGAAUUGUAUCAUAUUUUUUUCUGGAACUGUAAAAAAUAAAAGGGUUUCUAUAUU